Molecule: messenger RNA, 3656 nt
Organism: Syngnathoides biaculeatus (alligator pipefish)
Lineage: Eukaryota; Metazoa; Chordata; Actinopteri; Syngnathiformes; Syngnathidae
Exons: 17
Coding region: 211-3267 (1018 amino acids)
Cellular component (GO): nucleus
Molecular function (GO): exonuclease activity; nucleic acid binding
Source: RefSeq, a predicted model, not a curated record
AACAAAACCAACCUGACUUUCUAGUGCUAAAAUUGAAACCGUGUACGCGUCUUAACAACAAAUUGGUUAAAAAUGUGUAAGUGAAUUAUUUUCAAACUGCUGUCCGCCGUCCACCGACGGCUAUAUAAGAGACUAGUGGCAACGUGAGUCCCAGUCCCGGAUACGUCAGCCCCCCCACCACAACCCCCGCAACCGCGUGCUAGAGCGGCGAUGUUCCCUUCGUCUGGUCUCUUCGCUCGGCUACCUUGUCCGUUCCCCAACCGAUGCUGUAAACGACCCCAUUGUUGGUACAUGCAUGCCGAGGACGGGCGACGUUUGCAUGACUGCACUUCGCAAUUUUCUUCGUCUUGGUCGUUAUUAACGCCGUUCGACGGAACAGUCUCGUAUGCUACGCACAUUGUACAUGACGCCAGGGAUGAGUCCAUCCAAGAGCUCGAGCGUAUCAACAAGAAGAUUGAAACGGCCAAGUAUGAAGUAGAGCAGGAGCGAAGGCGGCUGUCACGGUAUCACGCUGCAGAUGUCUCCCCCCCUCAGGCAGAAGGUGAAAAUGCAAAUAGAGGUUGGUGUGGAGAACCCUCCCAAUCUGGGAAGUAUGUGCUUGACAACUCCAAGCCAAGGACAGACUUGGAAUACGAUCCCAUGUCCAACUUCAUGGCUGAAUUCAGGUCCAACAAGUCUGGUGACGAGCUAAAAGGGAAGUGUGUGCACCAGGGUGAAAAAAAGCCAGACAACAAUCAGGUGGAGCAAUGCUGCCCUCCUUCCCUGGAGACACAAGAGGACUCCUGUGAUGACAGCAUACUAAUAAUUGACAUACCAGACUCACCUGACAGGAAGUCUCCUCAAGCUCUCUGUGAUCUCACUACUCCCAUGAGAUCAAAACACGAGGUGGCAAGGAACAAAGACUGUGAAGGAUCUGCAAGUGUGAUUGACCUGACAGGGUGCGUUGAAGGCCCACAUGGAAAGAGUCCCACUUCUGAAGUCUGUUUUCAGUCUGCUGAGUUUGAAAUGGGUCAGCAUAAGAAUUUGGAUGUGGACGACAAACUGAUUUGUGUCAAGGUGACACAGCGAACCACAGAUUUCCAUGCACUCAAGAAAAAGGACUGCACUACACCCCUCAGCCAUCAGGACCCAGCAGAGACCCAGACAGUCCCAGACAACAGUCAUCUCCAGCCAGAAGUCGUCUCAUCUCCCAAAAAGGAUCUUUCUUGGAAAACGUCCAGUGAUGCCGUCAUUGUCAUCAGUUCCAGCUCCGACGAGGAUAAGGAACAAGAGCUUGACAUAGACCCGUCUGUUAGUGACACUACAGAGGAGUGCUAUCGUAUCUUCAUGGAGGCCAACAACCAGGAGAGCACCAGUCAGGAGGAGCCAGAGGUGUCUAUGGAACCUGUGGAUGUGGUGAAACCCGACGUACCUGUCAUCUCAAUAGUUAAACCGCAAGAAGUGCCUGCAAAGAGGAGGAUUGCGCAUGACUCCAAAAAUACAGAGGUCCCAGUGACGAAAAGGAGACCACAGCCUCUUAUUCUUGUUCCGCUGCAAGGACCAGUGACUUCAUCCCAUACCUCUCGGCCUGCUGCUGCCGCUUCCGUGUCUAGGGUUCACCAGGUUCAACAGAAGGCGGCCAUUUUGACAGACACCUUCAAAGGAGGCCAAGCAUUCCUUUCGUCCAACAUUCAGAAGGAGCAAGAAAGACAGUCCAUCCUCUCUCUGCCUCCUGUAACAGCGCUCAACGCUUCACCUGCUACUCAAUCAUACAUCAACUACGUACCUCUUGGCUCUGCAGUCCUUAAUGUGGGCGAAAACCUCCGCCUGAUACUCCCUCAGGGUACAGUGCCCAUCACCUCUACCUCCAGCGUUGUCACGUCUGUUCUCACCCCAAUAACUCAUUUGGGCCUGGCCUCCAUCAAUGCAAAGCCUGCAAAAGUGUCAGAACAAAAGUAUCGCUCCACCGCCCCACUGCUCAUUCCCGCCACCGCACGGAAACCAUCCCACCCCUCUGCGUUGGCACUUUCAACCGCCUCUAGUAACACAUCCAGCCAAGCAGCUGUAAUUAAGCCAGGAGUCCCUAAACGAAAAGCAAAGCAGCAAUGCGAGGGGGCCAAAGUGCCCCAUGACAUCAGACAGCGAUACGUAACUCAGUUCACGGAGGCGUUGCUCGACACCAGCGCCGACGUUGACGAGGCCUUCAGAAAGGCCCUGGCAGAGGAGAAAGCAGUUUACAAUCGCAGUGUAAACAAACUGAAGUAUCUCAGUGUCGCUGUGAAUGCACUGAAGAGGCUCAAAAAGCAUAAUUCCGUCAUUUCUAGUGAUGAGAAACUCAACUGUAAAAACCACAAAGGAAAUAUUCCACUCAACCGGAAGAAGCUCAAAGAAAAUGAUGACUGUUCUUUGUAUGAGAUUUUGAGGGAUUACAUUCUGACUGAGGAGCAGCUGAUUAUGAAUAAUUAUCCUAUCCAGCACCCCGAGAAACCCGGGUUCGCUGUCAUUUUGGAAAACAAGAAGGGCACCAACGACCCCCUCAAGAGAAUUUGCUGUCGGUGUGGUGCCACGUACUCUGUCAACAAAACCGGCAAACACAUCCGCACAGAGGAGUGCAACUAUCACUAUGGGAAAGGAGUGGAGAAAAGAGUGCCUGGUGGGGUGGAGACUCGCUACAGCUGCUGCCAGGGAGUCAUUGGAGCGCCUGGUUGCCAAAUCUUUAAGUUGCACGUUCAUGAUUCCCUCGCCAUGGAUGGAUAUGUGGCGACCAUCUCCAGUCAACCUGGAAAUACCAGCUGUCCAGGAGUCUACGCGCUCAACUGUGAAUUGUGUUACACAAUUCACGGAUUGGAGCUGUUACGAUUGACUGUCGUGGAUUCAAGCCUCCAAGUGAUCUUUGACACGUUUGUCAAGCCGCAUAACGAGGUCAUCGACUACAACACCAGAUUUUCAGGCAUCAGUGAGCAGGAUGUGAGGGGCAACCACAUAUCUCUUGUGGAAGUGCAGAAGACCUUAUUGAGCUUCAUCAGCGCUGACACUGUUCUGAUCGGGCAUGGCCUCGAAACCGAUCUUUGUGCCCUGAAGUUACUCCACGGCAUGGUGGUGGACACGGCAGUGGUCUUCCCCCACCGCCUGGGGCCCCCACACAAGCUGAACCUCAACAGCCUCACGGCAGAGUACCUGACCAGGAUCAUUCAAGAUAGUGCCUGCGGUCAUGACACAGCGGAGGAUGCCGCUGCCUGCAUGGAGCUCAUGCUGCUGAAGUGCAAAGAAGGCAAAGUCAAAAAAUGAUGGAAAUAAGAACAACAAUGAACUUCCAUUGCAUAGUUAUAUACAUACAAAAAAAUUGUGAUGCAUAUGAAUUUUUUUUUUUUUUUUUUUAACUUUGUUUGCCAGUUUAAGAACUGAAAUAGUGUUUGACUAUGAAUGAGGAUAUGCCUGAAGUGGGUGGUCUCCUCAAUUUUUGUUGUUAGCAAUGGUUCAGUUAAAUAUUUAUAUAUUUUUGUUUGUCUGUUUGAGUUGGCCAAAGAACAUUUGAUGAGCUCCCAGGGUUGCAAUGCAUAUUAGGCCACACCCGUGAUGUUUGUGAUUGGUUACAGAUUCUGAAUGUCAUGCAUGCAGGUGAGUUCGAUUGUGAUUUCCACCAUAUUAAAAUAUUUUGUUACAAUACUGCUACUCAA